Messenger RNA from Pecten maximus, 1676 nucleotides. RefSeq names its product protein sidekick-2-like. The transcript has 8 exons. Gene Ontology annotation, molecular function: protein binding. NCBI's taxonomy places the organism in Eukaryota, Metazoa, Mollusca, Bivalvia, Pectinida, Pectinidae. The coding region runs from base 78 to 1298 and encodes 406 amino acids. The record is from RefSeq and is a predicted model, not a curated record.
UGGACGUAAGGAAAUACCGAAAGGAAAAUUUAUUACUUGUUAUUAAUCCAGAUAUUCGUCAUAAUUUAUUACGUAACAUGAUGGAUGUUCUCUGCGGAUUUUUCGUUAUUUUUGGACUUUUUAUUCCGACUUUUGGACAGUUUAUUCCUUCUAAUUUCGCAUGUACGUCUCCGAAUUCCACGACCUUUGUUUUCACCUGGGUUCGUCCGAAUGAUCCCACAAAUCAAGUACAGGGUUACCAUCUUACCAUCUCCCGGUCAGACGGUCUACAGGUCGAUAACUUCCCGCAAAUGGUCAUCCCCGGAUACUUGGUGCAGACAUAUACAGUGUAUGGUGUCGGGAAAUACGCAGUAUAUACAGCCAACCUACAUUGCUACACUGCCAGCGGAAACGAGGCUGAUGUCACCCUCGAUUGCAAGUCCAUGACGGAUGCCCCCAAUGGCGCUCCAGUUCUCGUCAACGCUACCGGGAUUUCCUACUCUGAGGUUGACGUAGUUUGGGACGAGAUUGAGGAGAUAUACAGAAACGGGGUACUUCUUGGGUACAAGAUUGUGUACUUCGCAUUGAAUAAUUGGACACCCCGAAGUGUUGACGUCAGCAAUACAACUUUCAAUUACGUCAUUGGCUCUCUAGAUUACGAUACCAAAUAUGUUGUCAGCGUCCUGGCUUAUACAUCCACCGGGGACGGCCCACAAACCACGGACAUUGACAAAACAUGGGGCCCUACGACGACAGCGCCUGAGGAGGAGAAGAAGUAUUUCUGCUAUGAGAUGAUCCCGGGGGUGAUUGAGAUCGGCUGGAAUGGCAUGCCGUGUACAAUCUACAUGGGUGUCAUAGGGUUCCUCUCCGUCUUCGCGCUCAUCUUCGGCAUCGCGUGCUGUUGUAGUGGCGGUGGUGCUGCCGCCGCAGGCGCUGGCGGUGGUGUGGGUGGUGGCGGAGGUUCCCGUGUGGAGCCAUUCGAUGAAUUCGACAGUGACGAUGACGACGAUGGCUAUGCAAACAACAAACCUCAUAAGUCGGCUAAGAGUGGUGGACAGGUUACCUCACGUGAUAUCUGGCUGGCAAGCCCUGGCCCCGGAGAUUUUGACGAUGAUCACGAUGAUGUAUCAACGCCAUUUCCACCUCCGUCAACAAUCAUACCGCGCGUCGGCGCUAUAGCAAAACCGAAACCGAAACCACCUGAGAGUGAUCCCGCACCAACUAUAAGUGAGGACCGGGCAACAAUUCAAAAACCUGAAAACACAGCAGGAAAUAAUGACGCAAAUAUUGUGAUUGAAGACGACGACGGUUUUAUUUAAUUCUACACGGUCAAUUUUUGUUGGACAUAGUGCAUUGUGGUAUGAAGGGAACCGCAAUGCACUCUGGGAGAGAUUAGAUAAUAUGAUGACGUCAUUACACCCUUUCGAUAUAUUCUAACACUAUAUUUGAUGGGUAAGAUAUAUUGGGACGCUGUGAUAAAAGAAAAAAUCUCCAUCAUUCUAUAGCACGAAUCUUCAAACAUUUUCACCAGGCAGGUGGCGCUACACUUGGUGACAAACAGUCAAGUGAUUUAAUUGUGCCUUAUUGGAGUAAGAUUUUAAACACGUGAGUGGCUAUGUAUAUAUAAAUGGUGAUACGUGUAUAACAUAAAGUUCUAUCAGUGUUACAUAAUAUAAUAAAAGUUAAGUUUUCUCUUA